Messenger RNA from Equus quagga, 5512 nucleotides. It is a transcript of the gene ADAMTS16, whose product is annotated as ADAM metallopeptidase with thrombospondin type 1 motif 16. NCBI's taxonomy places the organism in Eukaryota, Metazoa, Chordata, Mammalia, Perissodactyla, Equidae. The record is from RefSeq and is a predicted model, not a curated record. The coding region runs from base 625 to 4374 and encodes 1249 amino acids. The transcript is spliced from 23 exons. Gene Ontology annotation, molecular function: metalloendopeptidase activity. Gene Ontology annotation, biological process: proteolysis; extracellular matrix organization. Gene Ontology annotation, cellular component: extracellular matrix.
UGUAUACGCAGAUCUGCACGGACCCAGAGGUCCGGACGCCGCACCUGGCAGGCGGCAGGUGUUUGGCCUUGGGCCCUGCAGGUCCGGCCCUCCGGGCGGGGAUUGAGAAGAACAGGGAGCAGUGUAACGAGGGGCCAGUCCAGCAGCAGGACACAGGUCUGGAGGGCGCCCGAGCGGGCGGCCCAACCUGCUCACCUCCCCGCGCCCCGGGGCCCCUUCUCCACCGGCGCACCCACGGGGUGGCCCGCGAGGCGCAGACUGCGGCCCGGGGAGCGUCCUGGUCCUCCCCAAUCCUCCUGCCCUCGCGCCCCACCCCGCCGCCCCCUUUCUCCUGCCUCCUCCCUCCUUUCUCCUCUCCUGUCCUCCACCCGUUCUCCCCUCCUCCCGUCUCCCCCUGCCUGCGCUCCCCCUCCCCCCUCUCCCACGGUGCGGGCGGGUGCUCCGCCGCCGCCGCCACUCCGCCCCCCGCGCGGCGCGGAGCCGCAGUAAUAACUUCAGCGCGGGCGGUGGAGUCAGUGAGGGCAAUCCUCCUGCGCGCCGGUCGAGUCGGGUCAUCCGUGCCCACUUGCACCCUGCCGGGUUGGGGACCAUCCCACGACCCCGGGGCCCUCCGAGCGCCGCUGGAUGAAGCCCUGCGUUCUGCCUGCAGAGGCGCAGCGCCGGCAGGGCGCGCGAGGCGGCCGGGCCAUGCGGGGCCCCGGCUGUGCAGCGUUCUGGGUGCUGCUGCUGGCACAGGUGGGUGUGCAGCAGGCACCUGCGUGCGCCGUGGGACCCGCAGCGGCCUCGCCGGGGAGCCCCAGCGUCCGGCGUCCUCCCGGUGCCGCGGAGCGGCCGGGCUGGGUGGAAAAGGGCGAGUAUGACCUGGUGUCUCCCUAUGAAGUCGACCACAAUGGGGACUACGUGUCCCACGAAAUCAUGCACUCCCAGAGGAGGAGGAGAGCGCUGGCCCCGCUCGGAGUUGACUCUCUUCACCUUCGGCUGAAAGGCUUCAGGCACGACUUCCACAUGGAUUUGAAAACUUCCCGCAAUCUGGUGGCUCCUGGAUUUAUCGUACAGACGCUGGGAAAGGGAGGCACUAAGUCAGUGCAGGCUUUCCCCCCCGAGGAUUUCUGUUUUUAUCAAGGCUCCCUACGAUCCCACAAAAAUUCCUCAGUGGCUCUUUCGACUUGCAAAGGUUUGUCAGGCAUGAUAAGAACCCAAGAAGCGGAUUACUUCUUAAAGCCGCUUCCAUCGCACGGAGCAGGGAGCCCGGCGGGCCCAACCGGGCGAAGGCCUCCGUCCCACAUCCUGUACAAGAGAUCCGCGGGGCCGCGGGUGAGGGCGCCGCCGCAAGUGCUGGUGGUCGAGAGGCAGCGGGAGCUGGAAAAGCGCCACAUCUUCUCCCACCAAAACCACCCCCCGCACGGCAGCUUUAACCUCAGGCUCCCACAAAAGCAACAUUUCUGUGGAAGACGCAAGAAAUACAUGCCGAAGCCUCCCAAGGAAGACCUUUUCAUCUUGCCUGACGAGUAUAAGUCUUGCUUACGGCACAAGCGCUCUCUUCUAAAGCCCCAUAGGAAUGAAGAACUCAACGUGGAGACGCUGGUGGUGGUCGACCAAAAGAUGAUGCAAAACCACGGCCAUGAAAACAUCACCACCUACGUUCUGACGAUACUCAACAUGGUGUCUGCUCUAUUCAAAGACGGAACAAUAGGAGGAAAUAUCAACAUUGCAAUUGUGGGUCUGAUUCUUCUGGAAGAAGAACAGCCAGGGCUUGUGAUAAGCCAUCAUGCGGACCACACCUUAAGUAGCUUCUGCCAGUGGCAGUCUGGAUUGAUGGGGAAAGAUGGAACUCGCCAUGACCACGCCAUCUUACUGACCGGUCUGGACAUAUGUUCCUGGAAGAAUGAGCCCUGUGAUACUUUGGGAUUUGCGCCCAUAAGUGGGAUGUGUAGUAAAUAUCGCAGCUGUACAAUUAAUGAAGAUACGGGUCUUGGACUGGCUUUCACCAUCGCCCACGAGUCUGGACACAACUUUGGCAUGGUCCAUGAUGGAGAAGGGAACGUGUGCAAAAAGUCUGAGGGCAACAUAAUGUCCCCUACAUUGGCAGGACGCAACGGGGUCUUCUCCUGGUCACCCUGCAGCCGCCAGUACCUGCACAAAUUUUUAAGCACUGCCCAAGCUAUCUGCCUCGCUGAUCAGCCAAAGCCUGUGAAAGAAUACAAGUAUCCUGAGAAGUUGCCUGGAGAGUUAUAUGAUGCAAACACACAGUGCAAGUGGCAAUUUGGAGAGAAAGCCAAGCUCUGCAUGCUGGAUUUUAAAAAGGAUAUCUGUAAAGCCCUGUGGUGCCACCGGAUUGGUAGGAAAUGUGAGACUAAGUUUAUGCCAGCAGCAGAAGGCACUAUUUGUGGGCAUGACAUGUGGUGCCGCGGAGGGCAGUGUGUGAAAUAUGGUGAUGAAGGCCCCAGGCCCACACAUGGCCAUUGGUCUGACUGGUCCCCUUGGUCUCCUUGCUCCAGAACCUGUGGAGGAGGGGUGUCUCACAGAGAGCGCCUGUGCACGAAUCCCAAACCGUCACACGGAGGGAAGUUUUGUGAGGGUUCAACUCGCACUAUGAAGCUUUGCAACAGUCAGAAAUGUCCGCACAAUAGUGUUGACUUCCGCACCAUGCAGUGUGCCGAAUUCAAUAGCAAACGGUUCAGAGGAUGGCACUACAAGUGGAAACCUUACACUCAAGUGGAAGAUCAGGACUUAUGCAAACUCUACUGUAUCGCAGAAGGAUUUGAUUUCUUCUUUUCUUUGUCAAAUAAAGUCAAAGAUGGGACUCCAUGCUCGGAGGAUAGCCGUAAUGUUUGUGUAGAUGGGAUAUGUGAGAGAGUUGGGUGUGACAACAUCCUUGGAUCCGAUGCUGUGGAAGACUCUUGUGGUGUGUGCAAGGGAAACAACUCGGACUGCACGACACACAAGGGCCUCUAUGCCAAGCACCACCGCACCAACCAAUAUUAUCAGAUGGUCACCAUUCCUUCUGGAGCCAGGAGUAUCCGCAUCUAUGAGAUGAACGUAUCUACCUCCUACAUUUCUGUGCGCAAUGCCCUCAAAAAAUACUACCUGAAUGGACACUGGACGGUGGACUGGCCCGGCAGAUACAAGUUUUCAGGCACAGCCUUCUACUACAGACGGUCCUACAAGGAGCCGGAGAGCUUAACCGCUGCGGGGCCAACCAACGAAACGCUGAUUGUGGAGCUUCUGUUUCAGGGAAGGAACCCGGGCGUUGCUUGGGAAUACUCAGUGCCUCGGUCUCGGGGUGAGAAGAAACUGAGGGCGCAGCCCAGCUACACGUGGGCCGUCGUCCGCUCCGAGUGCUCCGUCUCCUGUGGGGGGGGGCAGAUGACCACCAGAGCAGGCUGCUACAGAGACCUGAGGUUUCAAGUAAAUACGUCGUUCUGCAACCCCAACACCCGGCCGGGCACAGGGGUGGCGCCUUGCAAGGUGUCUGCCUGUCCUCCCAGUUGGUCCGUGGGGAACUGGAGCGCCUGCAGCCGGACGUGUGGCGGGGGCACCCAGAGCCGACCGGUGCACUGCACACGGCGGGCACACUACAAGUCGGAAAGGGUCUCGGCCAGCCUGUGUCCGCAGCCUGUGCCCUCCAGCCGACAGGCCUGCCACUCUCAGAGCUGCCCGCCCGCCUGGAGCACCGGGCCCUGGGCCGAGUGCUCGCGAACCUGCGGGAAGGGAUGGAGGAAGAGGUCCGUGGUCUGUAAGAGCACCAACCCCUCUGCCAGGGCGCAGCUGCUGCCUGACACCGGCUGCACCUCGGAGCCCAAGCCCAGGGCUCACGAAGCCUGUCUGCUUAAGCGCUGCCACAAGCACAAGAAGCUGCAGUGGCUUGUGUCGGCCUGGUCCCAGUGCUCUGCUACGUGUGAAAGAGGAACACAGAAGAGAUUCUUAAAAUGUGCUGAAAAGUACAUUUCUGGGAAGUACCGAGAGCUGGCCUCAAAGAAGUGCCUGCACUUGCCGCCGCCCACCCUGGAGCUGGAACGCGCCUGCGCCCUGUUUCCCUGCCCCCGGCAGCCCGGGCUCGCAGCCGCAGGCCCCUCGCGGCCCGGCUGGUUCGCCUCGGCCUGGUCCCAGUGCACGGCCAGCUGCGGGGGCGGCGUGCAGACGAGGUCCGUGCAGUGCCUGGCAGGGGGCCGGCCGGCCCUGGGCUGCUUCGUGCACCAGAAGCCCUCAGCCUCCCUGGCCUGCAACACUCACUUCUGCCCCAUUGCAGAGAAGAAAGACACCCUCUGCAGAGACCACUUCCCCUGGUGCGCCCUGGUGCCACAGCACGGCAUGUGCAGCCACCCCUUCUACGGCGCGCGCUGCUGCCGGACGUGCUCCUCCUCCAACCUGUGAGCCGGUCCGGGCCGCGUCCAGGGCAGAGGAAAUACUGUUUUCAGCACGACUGAGCUGUGCAGGCUCCAUUGGAAGGCGUCCACGGAAGAUCGGAGCCGGAGGAAGAAAAACUUUGUCAGGCUCUUUGACACGACUCUGUGUGUGUGUGUGUGAGUGAGUGUGUGUGCGUGCGAAGCGUGAGUCGGAACACAUCCCCGUGUGCACACACACACGCCCUCAUGUCAGGGUGAAGCAUGGAGGCUGGAGCAGGGCCCGCUCUGCAGACCAGGAGCCGUGCUCGGAGCAUUUGUAUUUCGGCCACAUGGAGUCAGAAAGACUGGCGGAGCAGACCUUGUUCAACGCUAAAUGUGUGGUGCUUUGUAAAGCUGAGGAAAGGCUGUGAAAUAAGGAACAAGUACCAAAUAUGGCCACUCAGCAUCCCACCUUGGAGGCCCCGUCCCCAGGUCAGGAAUAACGGCCUCCAUCUGACCCGGAGGAGCAGGUGGCCAAGACAGCCCCAGGGCUGGGUCCCCAGGGCCGCCGCCUCCUGCCCCCGUGGCCCGAGUUUCUCUUCCCAGGGAGCUGGUACCACGCCAGGAGCCGGGCCUCGUCUCCGCGGGGCGCCUGACCUGCCGGGAGGAGCUGGACUCUGUCCUGAUUCGAGACUUUGCCCCUGGGAACGGGAACUGUGACAUCCCUGCCAAUGUGCUCUGUCCCUUUCAGAUGCACGUGCUGGAGGAGAGCAUUCUCGGAGUGUAUGUUUUAUCCCUCUCAGUUAUGCACAGUGACUGUUCCGCUUUAAACCCGUCCUUAACGCUGUUCUUUUUUAAACAACAGAAUUUCAGGUUAUACCAGAAUUAGAGAUCACUGGUUACACCAACCCUGCCUUCCUGAUGAAGGGUAGCAGCUGGUCCCGCUGAGACAGACGUCAGCAGACAUGAUCACCUUAGGGCCCUUGUGUGUGUUGUGGGUUUUUUAAAAUUUUUUUCCGUAAGUUUUGGUUGUUUUUGUAAGAGCCAUUCAGUAAGAAGGCCAACAACGUCCCAGUGAAACGCCGCCCAUUGGGCUCCAACAUCCUCCUAGUUGGUGCUGCUUUCAACUCUCCUUUCCUGCGAUGUAGCUCCAGUCAGAAUGGGCACCUGGAUAUUUAUAUUUGCUG